ACAUAAUUUAAUAUCAAUUAAUCAUUUUAAACAAUUAAUUGAAUCUAUUUUAAUCUAUGUGAUUAAUGACAGAUGAUAAUUUUGAUUUGACGUUUGUAUUUUUUUUUUUUUAAUAAAAAAUGAAAAGCAAUGUUCCAGUAUUGUGCCUUCUUUUUGCUUUCUACACACGGUAUGCGGGUUGCAGUGAGUACUUCAGGAUGGGCGUGAACACGAAUGCAGCUGAAGCAGCGCAGUUUCUUCGGGAGUAUGACAGAGAGGCAUCUGGAAUGUGUUACAGAGUAACAAUGUCCCAAUGGAAAUUCGUCACUAACAUCACGGAAUACAACCGGCGACGUAUGCUUGAGGAGUUGGCGCUCAGCUCCAAAUUCGAAAAGCUAUCUUGGAGGAAGGCUGCUGCUUACGAUGGAUCCAGACUGUCCGAUCCGCAGAGCAGGAGACAGUUGAGCAGAAUCAUUCAGAACAGUAGGGCUGCCCUGUCUGACGACAAGUUUUCUGAGAUACAACAGCUGAUAACCGAAAUGAAGGAGCUCUAUAAUUCAGCGAAAAUAUGCCCAUAUGGCCAAAAACCCUACGAUCCUCAUAUACCAAAAGUUUCGCCAACAUCCACCGAAACACCCGAUACUACCAAGGACCACCAAACAUACCAGCUCACGAACCAGCCAUACCAGCACUACCAACCAUACCAGGAGAACACAGACUACCCCAAUUACUGUGACAUGCAAUUAGAUCCAGAGAUCACUAGGAUUCUAGCACAUUCGAGGAUUGAAAACGAAUUGCUCUAUGUCUGGAAAAGUUUCAGAGAUCAAACCGGACCGAAGCUGAAGAACAGGUUCAUGAGAUACGUGCAAUUGGCCAACGAAGCUGCUGUCAAAACAGGGUUCAAGGACGCCGGAGACCAGAUGCGAGCUGCGUAUGAGGACCCGUCAUUCAGAGCUAGUGUCGAAGAAAUUUACAAUCAAAUUAUACCUUUGUACAAACAACUAUUUACUUACGUCCGACGAAAACUUCUGCUGAGAUACGGAGACAAAAGUGUCCGUCCAGAUGGGCCCAUACCAGCACAUUUAUUGGGGAACAUGUGGGCACAGAAUUGGAAAUCUAUAAUGGACCUGGUGAUGCCGUUCCCUCAAGCUCCGAACGUGGACGUCACUUCUGAGAUGCUGAGACAGGGAUUCACUCCUCUCAGAAUGUUCCAGAUGGCAGAAGAAUUCUAUACAUCAAUGGGCCUUCGCCCCGUCCCUCCGGAGUUUUGGCGAGGGUCGUUACUAGCGCGACCGGCUGACCGGAGCGCCCAAUGCACAGCUAGCGCCUGGGACUUCUGUAAUAGGAUUGAUUAUAGAAUAAAGCAAUGCACGGAGGUGACGAUGCAAGAUCUGAUCUCCACUCAUCAUGAGAUGGCUCACAUACAGUACUACUUGCAGUACUCGGAACAACCGCAGCUGUUCAGGGAUGGAGCGAAUCCAGCGUUCCACGAGGCGGUGGCCAACGCUGCAACACUGUCCGUCUACAAUCUGCCACAUCUCCAGCGAGUUGGACUCUACCAGAACAGAACCCACGACCAGUAUGAAGUCAGUAUGAAUUUUUUAAUGUCGAUGGCUCUUGAGAAAGUGGCAUACCUUCCGUUCGCGUUCAUGGUUGACCAGUGGCGCUGGUCGAUAUUCGAAGACGGCGUGAAGAAUAUGAACGCGAGAUGGUGGCAGAUGAAACUGAGAUAUCAGGGAGUAACGCCGCCGAUACCACGCACGGAGGCUGACUUUGACCCGGCAUCGAAAUAUCAUAUCGUAUCAGACCAGGAUUACAUAAAAUAUUUCCUAGCUACGGUCCUCGAGUUCCAGGUCUUCGAGCAGCUGUGCGCUGCUGCAGGUCACAAUGGACACCUGCACGAGUGUGACAUCUACAGGAGCAGAGACGCUGGCAGACUUCUGGGUGAGACGAUGCAAAUAGGAGCGUCAAAACCAGCGUCGGACGUCAUAAGAAUAAUGACUAGAGGAAAAACGAACAGAAUAUCGCCGGAAUCUAUUGUGAAAUUCUUCCGACCCCUGGAACUCUGGCUGAGAGUUCAGAAUCGUGAUGAGGAGGUGAUAGGAUGGAACUCAAACUACGAGGACGUUGCUCUCUUCGCUCCGCAGAGGGCGCUGGCUAGUGACAGUCAUCUGUCACCUGUUGUAACACUCGCUUCAUUCAUUGUUUUAUUUUAUAAAUAAAUGUUACGUUUUAUUAUA
Molecule: messenger RNA, 2219 nt
Organism: Danaus plexippus (monarch butterfly)
Lineage: Eukaryota; Metazoa; Arthropoda; Insecta; Lepidoptera; Nymphalidae
Product: angiotensin-converting enzyme-like
Exons: 15
Coding region: 120-2201 (693 amino acids)
Biological process (GO): proteolysis
Cellular component (GO): plasma membrane
Molecular function (GO): peptidyl-dipeptidase activity; metallopeptidase activity
Source: RefSeq, a predicted model, not a curated record